Coccinella septempunctata (seven-spotted ladybird) is the source of this 1146-nucleotide messenger RNA. Its product is annotated as WD repeat-containing protein 74. Gene Ontology annotation, biological process: ribosomal large subunit biogenesis. Gene Ontology annotation, cellular component: nucleolus; preribosome, large subunit precursor. The transcript is spliced from 5 exons. Lineage: Eukaryota; Metazoa; Arthropoda; Insecta; Coleoptera; Coccinellidae. The record is from RefSeq and is a predicted model, not a curated record. The coding region runs from base 53 to 1141 and encodes 362 amino acids. Gene Ontology annotation, molecular function: protein binding.
CAUUAAAUAUUUUGUAUCUAGAUUUAAGAUAUUACAAAAACUGUUUAAAAAAAUGGAUUUGAAUAAUAGAUAUUCUAUAUAUGUUGGUUCGGUAAGAGGAACUCUAACGUAUACAGAUCUAAAUCCAGAAAACAAAAUUCAAUACGAGUUCGCAGAACAAGCUUCCGAAAUUUCUUCCAUGAUUUGGGGAGGAGAUACAGAAAUAUUAGUUGGUUUUAAGAAUGGACUCGUUAGCACUUAUGAUACAAUUGCACAAAAAUAUGUUAAGACCCUAAAUCAAUUCGAAGAUGAUGGAUCAGUGGUAGGACUUGGUUUAUUUAACAAAAAAAUAUUGGUGACUUCUUCUAAAGGAAAUAUCAAUAUAUUGAAUACAAAAAACAAAACAGAGAGUAUAAUGACUCUUUCAACUGAAAAUGGAACCCUAGAAACUUCUUGUCAAAAUAUAAAUAAACCAAACAUUAUAGCAACUGGAGGGGAAAUGAAUGACUUGAAACUAUGGGAUGUUGAAACCAAACAGUGUGUAUUUGGGGCAAAAUCUAUGGGACACGAUUUUCUCAAUCUGCCAAUCAAAACUUCCAUAAGAGGAAUAACAUUUAUUCCAGAAGAACAAAACACAUGUUGUUGUUCAACUAAAGAAGGACAUGUCUUACUAUAUGAUGACAGAGCUCAGAGAAGGCCAGUUUGUAAAUUCUUAGAACCUAAAGCUAGUUUCACCUGCAUUACAACCGCCUAUAGAGAAAGAAAUAUUCUCGCUGGAACAACAAAAGGAUACGUUGAAUAUGUUGAUAUGAAAAAUGGUAAAUGUUUGAGAACAUUCACUAACAUAUGUGGAAGUGUCACCUCUGUUUUGUGUGAUCCUGUAGAACCAAUCCUUUUCACAACAAGCUUGGAUCGUUAUUUACGAAUAUUUGAUCUCGACAGUAAAAAGAUCCUUUACAAGCAAUAUAUGAAGCAAAACCUGAACAGAAUAUUAAUAAAACCUAUAAUAAAAGAGGAAAAAGAAAUGGGUAAUGAGGUUGCUGAAACAGAAGUUGACGAUGAAUAUGAGGAGAUUUUCAAAAAUAUGGAGGAAAUCUCAGAGAAACCAGCGAAAAGAAAAAUCAAAAGUGUUAAAGUGAAAUCGAAAAAAUUAAAAAAAUAAAACUU